Messenger RNA from Lactuca saligna, 432 nucleotides. The record is from the annotation of a GenBank genome assembly. Lineage: Eukaryota; Viridiplantae; Streptophyta; Magnoliopsida; Asterales; Asteraceae.
AUGGAGAAUGCAAAGGAAAUCAUCUCCUUCUUCAUCUCCAAUACUCCAAAUGAAACCAACAAGGAAUCACUCAUCACAAUAUUUCAAAAUUUUGGAAAACUAGUAGACAUUUACAUAGCGCAUAAAAAAGAUAACAAAGCAUACAAUUUUGGUUUUGUAAGGUUAUGGGGGAUUGACAACAAGGAAAAAGUAGAGAAAGCAAUGGAUGGAAUCAGAUGUGGUUCCAAGAAACUCAAGGUGAACAUUGCCAAAUUCAAGAGGAAGCAGUUGAAGGACAGUGGAGCUAACUUCAUAUCAGUACCCUCUAAACCUCCCACCACCACUUUCUCCAACAUUCGAAGUGGUAAACCCUUCAGAGAUGUUGUUAUUGGGAAAACGCCGACUUUAGUUGUUGAAUUGAAAGCGAUACCAGGUCUGGAGAGCAGGGUUUAA